Morchella sextelata is the source of this 1584-nucleotide messenger RNA. RefSeq lists its product as uncharacterized. Gene Ontology annotation, molecular function: transmembrane transporter activity. The coding region runs from base 1 to 1584 and encodes 527 amino acids. Lineage: Eukaryota; Fungi; Ascomycota; Pezizomycetes; Pezizales; Morchellaceae. Gene Ontology annotation, biological process: transmembrane transport. The transcript is spliced from 9 exons. The record is from RefSeq and is a predicted model, not a curated record.
AUGACUCGAAAACGCGCCCAGUUUUCCCCGAGGGUGAUCAGCCAAAUGAUCAUACUUGCAAUAUGCCGUUUCGCUGAACCAGUAGCAAUGACCUCCGUCACUCCAUAUCUUUACUACAUGAUCGCUCACUUUGGAGUCCCACAAGAAGAGAUUGCCAAGUAUGUGGGGAUAACUUUCGCUAGCUUUUCCUUCUGCCAGUUCUUCACUGGUAUAUGGUGGGGAAGAGCCAGCGAUAAGUUUGGUAGAAAACCAAUGGUCAUGUUGGGCUUAAGUGGAACACUUUUGUCGCUGAUGGUAUUUGGGUUUUCAACGAAUAUAAAGAUGGCCAUCGCUGCAAGAUGUUUUUCCGGAUUAGUGAAUGGGAAUGUGGGUAUUGUACGGACUAUGAUUGCAGAAAUGGUUCCUGAAAAAGAGUUACAACCCCGUGCAUUUUCCCUGAUGCCUCUUAUAUGGACUACCGGGUCGAUAAUUGGCCCUGUACUUGGCGGAUUUUUAGCAGAUCCUAUCACGAAUCAUCCCGGUUGGUUUAGUGGAGAACCUCCUGCCUUCUUUAAAAAGUUUCCAUUUGCCCUUCCAAACAUCGUCGCUUCGAUGUUUUUCGUUAUCGGUUUAACAACAGGCAUUCUUUUUCUAGAUGAAACAAUUGAGACAAUGAGAGAUAAGCCCGAUGUAGGUCGCAGAUUCGGGGGCAAGAUCAUCAAGUACUUCAAGUCAAGGUCCCAUCAUCGUAAAGAUAUCGCGGAUGAAACCACAUCUCUGCUCCAGAGUGAGAGCUCGUCCGUAUUGGAUGAAGAGAUUUCUGCCGCACAAAGACAACAAGCCUCAAAGCCUCAAAGCGCUCCUCCUAUACGUGAUGCCUUCACAUUCCAGUCCUCCAUUAAUCUGCUUGUUUACUGCCUUUUGGCUUUGCAUUCAAUCACCUUUGAUCAAAUGCUCCCUGUACUUAUGGCCUACCCGCCUGAAGACCCAGAAAAUAGGUUUCUGCCCUUCAAAUUUGCUGGUGGCUUUGGUAUGAGCUCUUCGCAAGUUGGAUUCUUCUUUUCGAUAUACGGAGUGAUCGGUAUGGUGAUGCAGAUCUUUAUAUUCCCCCCGAUCACGAAUAGACUAGGAGCACUUCGCUGCCUAAUAAUUAGCUCCUUUGCGUUCCCAGUUAUCUACUUCCUCACUCCCUUUGCUGUGAUUCUUCCCGAGAAGUUACAACAGCCAGCAAUAUUUGCAUUAUUGAUGGUCAAGAGCAUGGCGGGAAUAUUUGCAUUCCCUUGUAGCACAAUUUUAUUAACAAACUCGUCUCCAACGUUGCGUCUUCUCGGAACACUCAACGGAAUUGCCGUGACCUUAGCUGCUAUGGGAAGGGCUGUUGGUCCAGCUGUGGGAGGACUUAUUUUCAGCUUGGGCCAAAGGAUUGGCUACCUUAUCCUUCCGUGGUGGGUACUUUCAUUAGCAACAUUUCUUGGGGCACUACCUGCUCUUCUUCUCGUUGAAGGUGAAGGUUUCGCUGGUGAUAAAAAGAAGACAGCAGCGACUGUGGAGGAGGGUGAGAGGGAAGAGGGCGAAGGGGAAACGGAAGGACCGGUCUUGAAGUAA